Messenger RNA from Dictyostelium discoideum AX4, 1737 nucleotides. RefSeq lists its product as hypothetical. Gene Ontology annotation, biological process: system development. Bases 1 to 1737 code for a protein of 578 amino acids. Gene Ontology annotation, cellular component: membrane. The record is from RefSeq and is a predicted model, not a curated record. Lineage: Eukaryota; Evosea; Eumycetozoa; Dictyosteliales; Dictyosteliaceae. The transcript has a single exon.
AUGAAAUUAUUAUUAUUAUUAUUUUUAAUAAUAAAUUCAAUAAUAUUAUCAAAAUGUGGUUAUAGUCAAACAAAUGAAAAAAUAAUAGUUACUGGAGAAUUUGAUAAAACCAUUGACAAAUAUACAAUUUCCUUUUCAAAUAUUGGUGAUAUUACUCAACUAUGUUCAAUUAAUACUACAAUAUUGACAUGUUUCCCACCAGCCAAAUCAAUUAAUGGUGGAUUCUUGGUGUAUGAUAAAGAAGAAGGUACAAAUGUAAUUGAUAUAACCACAGUUGUAUUAUCACCAUAUAUUUCAAGUAUGGAUCCAAAAGUAAUACCAACAUCAUCAAUUGAAAUCACAAUUAGAGGAUUCUAUUUCAACGCAAAUUCAAAUCCAGAAACAAACAAAACAUCAACUCAUUUACUUGUUACCAUUGGUGGUUCAAAUGUUGAUAUAAAUUCAACAGCAUCUGAUUCCGUUAAAUUCUAUCCACCAAGUUUUUUCCAAACACCUCUAACCAUAUCAUUAACAAAUGUUGAUAGUGGUAAAAAAUCAAAUUCAAUUAAAUUCAAAUAUGAAUUACCAAAUAUUGAAUCAUUAUCAGUUGUUGACAUUAAAGAUAAUAAUAAUAAAACCACUCAACAAUAUCUUAAUAUUAGUGGUACAAAUUUUGGAUCAAAACAAUCAAUGAAAUUAGUUUUCGUUGAAAUCCAUGAUUUUAAUAAUGAUUCAUUAAUCAUUACAAAGUUAACUGAUAUCUUAUCAAUUAACGAUACAAAUUUAUUAAUUAAAAUUAAUAGUGAUUCUUCAAGUGGUAAUAUCUAUGUAAAUGCAAAUUCUCAACAAUCAAAUACAUUACCAUUAUAUUUAACACCAAUAAUUACAAAUGUUGAUUUUCCAAAUUAUAAUGGUGAUACAAUUAAUAUAACUGGUAGUUACUUAUCUGAUAUUUAUUUAUCACCAUCAACAAAAUUAAAUUGUUCAACAAUUUUAAUUAAAGAUUCAAAUACUGAUGAUGAUGACAAUGGUGAUGACACAUUAUCAUCAACAUCAGAUUCUUCAUCAUCAUCAACAAAAGCAACAACUUCAUCAUCAAGUAAUAAUAAUAUUUAUUAUAAAAAAUGUAAAUUCCCACAAAGAAAUUUAAAUGAUUCAAUUUCAUUUUCAAUUUUUUCAAGAUCAGUUGGGAAUAAUGUUAAUCAUGAUUCGAAUGAAUUUAAAUCACAUUAUCAAAAACCAAUUAUUGAUGCAGUUGUUCCAAAUGGAUUUUAUGUUAAUAAUAAAUUGAAUUUCACAUUUUAUGGUACAAAUUGGGCAAAUUAUACAAAUACUACAAUUACAAUCGCUGAUAAACCAUGUAAAGUAUUAGAAAUUACAAGUUCAACAAUUGUAUGUUACUAUGAAGCUGGUGUUGAAAUUUUACAAAAUCCAAUCUCUUAUGUUAUAACUGUUGAUGGUCAAAGAAAUAAUAUAGCACCAGAUAGUGAUACUUCAACAAUUUCAUUCUAUUCACUUUGCCCAGGUCAAUCAUUUUCCAAUGGUACCACUUCUCCAACUUCUUCAACCAAUACAACAACACAAGGUUGUAGUAAUAGUGGUACUUGUAAUCCUGUCACUGGUCUAUGCCAAUGUUUACCAACCAAAACUGGUAAAAUUUGUGAUCAAGAUAAAUAUUCAAGUAAUUCAACUUCAAAAUUAUUAUCAACAUCAUCAUUAUUUUUAUUAUUAUUAAUCUUUAUUACUUUAUUUUAUUAA